GGAAUUCCAACCCUGCUGAUGGCUGCCGGGAGUUUCGAUGAUAUUUUAGCCAUAACAGGCUUCUCUACCUGUCUGGGCAUCGCCUUCUCAACAGGUUCUACAUGGAUGAACAUCCUCAAAGGUCUUCUAGAGGUGGUUGGAGGGAUCCUGGCUGGACUGAUCCUGGGUCUGUUCUUGUGCCUUUUCCCGAGCAACGACCAGGAGGACCUGGUUCUGAGGAGAACGCUCAUGUUGGUGGGUCUGUCCAUAUUCUCAGUCUUCUUCAGCCAUGCUGUUGGUUUUGCCGGAGCAGGUGGUCUUUGUACGUUAGUGUUGUCCUUCCUGGCUGCACUGGGAUGGAAGAGCGAGAAGGUGGCAGUGGCAGCGUUGGUGGGUCAGUCAUGGGAUGUGUUCCAGCCGCUCCUGUUUGGGUUGAUAGGAGCUGAAAUCGUCGUAACGUCCCUCAACCCGAGCACCGUGGGUUUGGGAAUGGCCUGCAUCCUGGUCGGUCUGCUGAUCCGUCUCCUGGUCACGUUCCUGCUGGUCCACUUUGGAGGUUUCAACCUGAAGGAGAAGGUCUUCAUCGCCGUGGCCUGGCUGCCUAAAGCCACAGUGCAGGCUGCCAUUGGCUCCAAGGCCCUGGACAUGGCGAGGGAGGAAGGAGACGAUGCCAUGGUGGCGUUUGGUCUGGACGUGCUAACAUUAGCCGUGUUAGCCAUUCUCACCACAGCUCCCGUUGGUGCUCUGGGUAUCGGACUGGCAGGACCUCGCCUUCUGGCUUGCCGGGUCACAGCAGAGGAGACUGAUGGGGAAGCUCCGCCUCCAAGCCAUAAUGCAUCCAAUCAAGAAAAGGCCAGCGUGACGUUGGAGAGCAAAUUGUGAAGCUGCUUCUGUCAGAUGUUGAAGAGACAACCCAGCAUGUAGCUGCAGAUCUAAUCUGGAUUCAUGUUUAAGUACAAAUCCUGGAUUUAUCCCCACUCCAUUUAGUCUGGUGGCUUUAAAUUAAAGCAUAUUGUCAAUAAAUGUUCUUUAUAUGAUUCUGUGGAGGUCCGUUCUUCUUGCAGAUGUCGUGUGUUUGAGCAGGUAAACAUGUCAGGAUCCUCCCACAAAUCCCAGUCUGCCCCAAUUAGUCAGAAUUAGUGACGAAAAAAGCAGCUGCUGUGGUUUUACAAGAUCCAUAGAUUAUUAAUCCAUGAAUCCACAAAGAGAAAAUAGAUAUGACUUCUCCCAAGUAUGUACA
Molecule: messenger RNA, 1219 nt
Organism: Nothobranchius furzeri (turquoise killifish)
Lineage: Eukaryota; Metazoa; Chordata; Actinopteri; Cyprinodontiformes; Nothobranchiidae
Source: RefSeq, a predicted model, not a curated record